Trichoderma gamsii is the source of this 384-nucleotide messenger RNA. RefSeq lists its product as hypothetical. Bases 1 to 384 code for a protein of 127 amino acids. The transcript has 2 exons. NCBI's taxonomy places the organism in Eukaryota, Fungi, Ascomycota, Sordariomycetes, Hypocreales, Hypocreaceae. The record is from RefSeq and is a predicted model, not a curated record.
AUGGGCGGCUCCUCUAGCAAAGUUUCUGCAACUCCGCCGUCUAAGGCUGAGGCACUGGGGCCUUAUGUUGUGACAUCUGUGCAGCACCCGAAAGUCGACGUGGUAGUCCUCCAUGGUUUUACUGGUCAUAGAGAGAAAACAUGGACUGCUGAGGGCGAAACUGAGCCAUGGUUCAAGACACUUCUUCCAAAGGACCUCCCGACGGCUAGAAUUAUGACCUACGGCUAUGACGCCGAUGUACUCCAUCUAACCCGUGUUGCUGGCCAAAACACAAUCCGAGAACAUGCAAAGACUCUCAUCAAUGAUCUCAGCGCUCUUCGUACGGACACCGUUGGACGGCCUAUCAUAUUUGUGGUGCAUAGCCUUGGAGGACUGGUAAUAUAG